Molecule: messenger RNA, 2099 nt
Organism: Closterium sp. NIES-67
Lineage: Eukaryota; Viridiplantae; Streptophyta; Zygnematophyceae; Desmidiales; Closteriaceae
Source: the annotation of a GenBank genome assembly
CUGCUCCGCCGCGGUCAUCGGAGGUCAUAGUUUCGUCUGCGCCUCGCACGCAACCUCCUCCCCCUCAGGUUCGCAAACAAGGCAACCUUCCCUGAGGAAAUUGUUUUUGGUGCGCCUUGCCAUACGCACUCGCGGCGAGCCGUUUUCUCAUCCAGCAGUUUACUCUCGUACAUAUUGCAAGCUAGGUCAUUUGGCAUUUUAAUCACGCAUUGGACGGUGAAGAGACUUGUCCGACUCGGAAAACGCCAACUCCAGUGAAUUUGACAAGGGUCCGGGAACGCCAUCGACGGUGUGGGCGCAGGAGCCUUUUUCUGGUGGCCCACUCAAUGCCGAGGUUUGCUGUAGAGACACUCGUGUGUGUACGAGUGCGAUGGCUCGUAUGACUGCCCAUUUAUGAAGGACCCUGUAACGAAUCAGACCCUGCCUUAUAGCGAGGACGAGAUUCCUGAGGUGUGCAAGACUAAGGAGAACUUGUACUUCAAAUGCCAGCGGCAACACAAAGUGAUUGUUCCUGGGUUCGAAGAGGAGGGAGGCGUGUGGGUCGACGCGUACAUUCAAGAAUGGGAGGUCUGCGACGGGAAGAAUGAUUGCCCUUUAGGGGAGGACGAAGGAGGCACCGCCACGUACAGUGAUGAUGAGGACCCUGCUAUGUGUGCGACCUACGAGUGCGUGCCUUUCUAUUGGAAGUGUACUGGAGGUACAGUGUGCGUUGACAGGAGCUUACUUUGCGAUGGCAAGAAUGACUGCCCGGUAACCGGUGCUACUGAUGGUCCAGCUGGUGCAACGCUUGGCACAAUCAAUGCGACUGAUGCUGCUGCAGAAGGCGCUGCAAGGACUACCACUGCUGGUUCAUCCGCCCAUGGCAGUUCGCGCACCCUCUUGACAUACGCAGCUGAUGAGGAUCCUUCCUUCUGCCGCUCAGAACCCUGUCCCUGGUCCAAGUACAGCAGGAUGAAGUGCCCCUCCACCGGUCAGUGCCUUGCUCUCGAAAAAUGGUGUGACGGGGUCAACGGCGAUUGCAUUGAUUACAGCAGCUUCAGUUACGGAAACAGCAGUGCUUCUAACAGAGCUGCUUAUAGUGAAGACGAGGAUCCGGAGGUGUGCCGGGCGUUUGACUGCGCAUCUGCAUUUAAGAAGUGUCCCAGCGGUGUGCAGUGCUUGGAACUUUCGCGGUUUUGUGACGGCACCGUUGACUGCCAGGUCGGUGCGGAGCCAUCAUCAUCAAAUGUCGCCACCACGUCAGCUGGUGGGGCUAGUGCAGCGGGAGGCAGCAGCCGCAGCAGCAGCAAGCAGUGGUUGCAUGAGGAGGAGUAUGGUUUUUGUGAGAGUUGGGAAUGCCGUCUCUAUUGGAACGACAGACAUGAAUGUGACCACAACCCAUACUGUGUCAACACGACCUUGGGUACAGACUUGGUGCAGCGCACAUGCACGGCACUCGAUGAAUGGGCGAAGAUCCAGAAAGAUGCCGCUGAUGCUGCUGCUGCAGCCGCUGCUGCCGCUGAUGCUGAUAAUGAUGAGAAGAAAACAUACAAUUCCGCUGGAACAAGUGGUGACUCCACUGCGUCCAGUAGUAACUCUGAUGCAGCAAGUGAUGACUCCACUGCUGCCAGUAGUAACCCUGUUGCAGCUAGUGAUGACUCCACUGCUGCCAGUGGUAACCCUAUUGCAGUUAGUGGUGGCUCCACCGCUAAGGAAGAGGUGGAAAAGGAGGCAGCAGAGAAUAAGCGGAAGCAAGAGGCCAAAACAGAGGCAGCAGAGAAGAAAAAGCAGAAGGAAGAGGCAAAAAAGGUGGCAUCAGAGAAGAAAAGGCAGAAGGAAGAGGUGAAGAAGGUGGCAGCAGAGAAGAAAAGGCUGAAGGAAGAGGCCAAGAAAGAGGCAGCAGAGAAGAAAGGGCUGAAGGAAGAGGCCAAGAAAGAGGCAGCAGAGAAGAAAAAGCAGAAGGAAGAUGAGAAGAAGGCGAGGGAGGCAAAGGAGAAGGCGAAAAGGGAGAAAGCUGAGAAAGCUAGGAAGAACCUUAGAUAGGCUUGUACUAAUAGCCCAAUGCUUCUACAUUCGCUCUAUAUUGUUUGUAAUGUUGUGAGUCGUUCUGAGGAGUGUAU